UUUGUUACUACACUGUGGUAUAUGAGGACUUCAAUACAUGUCCAAACGUUUCAGCUUUGUUUGCUUUUUCGUCUUGCUUGAAUUUAGAUUUGUAGGUUAUUUAACAUUUUAUAGGUUAAUUACUUGGUUAUUGUAGAUUCAAAAUCUGUUGUUUGAAAGUUGUUGUCUAUUUGAGAGAUGAAAUAAUCCGAAGAUAUAUUGGUGUUCAGUUUAUAUAGCUACUGAACAAUAUUUAAAUAGAUGUCCUCACACAAAGCACGAUGUAGACUCUUAGGAAGUAAUAUUAGUUCAUAUCAGCAUAAAAAUCUACCAAAAAUAAACAAAACCUCAUCAUUAUACUGAGUAGCUCGUUUCAGACAUGUGUUACGUGAUAAUGUGUUCAUGACUUAUAAUUCACUUAGCUGUUUAAGGGGGAGCUGUAUGAAUUACUUUAUGUAGUCCUUGGUUGACUGUCAUACAGGUGCAUUAGACUAAAAUGUACAAUAUUUACGCUUAAAAGGCUGCUACGGUACGAGUAAUUAAUCGUUAAUCACAGCGCUUAGUAGAUAUAAAUAGUUAUAUUUCACCAUCGGUCAAGUCUUGUUUCCCUGCAGCACAGAAUUACCUUUUCAACCGCAGGAAUAUUCAGGCCAGCAGUCUUUCCCUUUAUUCUCAAUCAUUGGAUGACCCACAAACUGCUGAGAUGAACUGUAUCUUGUCUGAGCUCCGUCCUGAUUGGCGGAUUCAUCCGUCUGUCUCAGGGGAGGGUGGGCUUAAAGACGGUGGUGCUGGUUAAAGUAGAUUACCAGGGGGAGAGACGGGGGGAGAGUGUGUGCUGGCAUCCCACUCUGGUUACCACAGCGAUGGCUUCACGGUGCUGCAUCCUCCUCCUCUUCCUCUCUCUCCUUCUCCUCCAUCUCGGACCGUCCUCAUGCCUCGACCGGCCGGUUGCCGACAGUGCUGCUGUCUCUCCACAGCGUGGUGAAGGGACGGCACAUGCUGAUGGAGGGAAAUGGGCGGAGGAGCAAACGUUGAGACAACUGCAGUCGCCAGAUGUGUCCCAGAGGAAGCUACUUCAGACGUCGGGAGUCGCGGUUCCCUUCCCCCCCCUAAAGGUGUUGUCUGACGGGAAGCCGUGCGUCCUGUUCCAGGCCAGGAAGCUGUCUCUCCGCUAUGAGAAGCAGAAGCAGCUGGACCUGACGGAGAGAACCUUCUCUCCUCAGAAACCUGUGGACACCAGCCAGUCUGUCUGCAGCCGGGACAAGUCCACGCUGAUCAUGAGGUUUGGAGACGUGGAGGAUUUGAGAGCCCUGUCAAUCAGGCUGCGGCUGUCCAACACGUUCUACGAGUCCUCGGGUCAGUGGUGGUUCUCGGUGGACAGCGUGUCUCUGCGCUACAACACCUCAGAGGAGGCCGUGUUCAACGCCAGCGACGUGUACGCCCCCGCCUCCUCCUCCUACCACUGCCUGCACGUCAGCAGCCUGCAGCGCUACAGCGCCCUGCUGCUGCCCAGCAGCGAGCCCGCCCGCCGCUGGACCGUCACCUUCACCAACUUUCAGAUUCAGGCGUUCAACGUCACCGCCGGUAAGUUUUCCCCCGCGAGCGUCUGCGCCACCUUCAUGACGCCGGCCAUCCUGAUGGGCCUGGUCACUUCCCUCAUCCUGCUGCUGGUCCUGGCCUACGCCCUGCACAUGGUGGUGCACCUGAAACACAUCGAGCAUGAGGACGAACACAAGGCCGACGUCUACUACCCCCAGAGCCCCCAACAGCCCGAACACUGCUGUGUGGAAAACGGAGCGGAGAAGAACGUGCUGUAGAGCAGCCAGGAGCGCAAUGGAGAGAGAGAAAGAGACACAGCUGAUUGGAUGCUGUCAACUGACAUCAAACCUCUCGUGGGAUUAUACAGUUUAACCUCAGGAGUAGAUUUUUUUUAAAUACAUGUAUAUUUCUAGUGUUUUUUUUUAAAUAUCCUAUUAGUGAAAUUAUGCAUUUGUCUCAAUAACACAUUUUAUAAAAUAUAUAAAUAAAAAUGCACGUUUCUUUUGUUCUAUUUCCAUC
Molecule: messenger RNA, 2037 nt
Organism: Gasterosteus aculeatus aculeatus (three-spined stickleback)
Lineage: Eukaryota; Metazoa; Chordata; Actinopteri; Perciformes; Gasterosteidae
Source: RefSeq, a predicted model, not a curated record